AUGCUCUUCGGGCUCAAUGGGAGCGGCACAAAUACACCCCUGAUGCGCGAGGAGAGCACUGCGACUGUGGCCAUGGAUGAUGAGUUGGAGCAAGCUACACGGUCACUAGUAAGCCUCAAUCUCGACAUCCCUGGUAGUUGGCCCAAGGACAAAAAGGCAAGGGCGGCACGGACCCGUUCAAUCCGUGCCAAAGCCCAACGCCAAAUGAGCUUCAGAAAACAACACUAUAAUCUGCGCUCAGCGACUGGCAAACGCAACCAGCCCCCACUUCGACGUAAUUCCUCACGCCGAGACAAAGGAGCUCCUCUUUCAUCCCCACCCUCAAAUACUCCACCCGGACCCGCCAACGCGUCUUUCCGAUCACCACAUCACUGCCCCUUGAAUCCUCGUCCUUCAGCGCCACAAAACCUUCCAUCCCCUGACGUACCCCCGACGCCUCCCGCUACAGGGCCCAACUCCUCCUUAGAGGAGUUGUGGACCUGGAAGGAGCACCUUCGCGCCGAGGAAAGAGAUCGCCGCCGAAAAGAACGCCAGGAAGCUGCCCGUGUUGCGGACCUCGACUAUAUUAAGAAAACGCGCAGGGGACUGAAAGAGCAGGAGCGCGACCUCGCAGCGCGCAAGGCUGCGUUUGAAGAGAUGAAGCGAGCAUUCCGUCGCCAAAUGGAUGCAGAGUGGGAAACGCUGCAGCAAGCAAAGCGGGCCCAAGCGGAGGCUGACCAAAAACGGCGUGAAGCCGAAGCCGAGCAGGCAAGACAACGAAGGGAGUGGGAGAAACGCGCCCAAGCCGAAGCCGAGGCCCGCGCAGCUCGGGAGGAAGCUCGCCGGCGUGCAGAGGACCAACGGCGCCAAAACCGUCGACACCAGGAGCAAGCCCAGAACGGUCGGCCAGGAACGAGCCCUCCAAUAGAUCCUCUUCAGUCCCAGUGGGACUGGUAUCAGAGGGUAUGGAAAGCCCUCCUUUCCAGCGAAUCGUAUCCAGAGAUGGGCACACUCACAUAUAUCAACGUGCCCUGGCCGGUUAUGCCUCCGGCCAAUUUCCGGUGCACUUCGCCCGACGACAUUUCCGUGCUGCUGAAUGAGGAGGCCAUCGCGGAAUUCAUCUUCGCUCCCACCAUCCUUGGUGACACUGUCAAGAGGAAGCGGCUUCAAGAAGUUAUGCUUCGCUUCCACCCAGACAAGGUCUCUCGGUGGCAACGAUGGAUUCACCCGACGCAUCUGGAAGCUGUCCACACGCUUUGUACUAUCACCACUAAGUAUCUGAAUAACUUAAAGGACAUGCGAGUUCCCACUGUCAAUCCCACACCUCUCUGUAUCGCGCUCACUGCUGAUGAUCCCCUUCUCGAACUCCGAGCCAUUUCGACCGCCCCCGUGAGCAAACUAAUCCAGUAUAAUCGAGUGGGUAACCAAACAGAGAGCAAGGGGAAAGGCCGUAGUUCGCCAGCGCCAUCAGAACAAGCACGCCGCGAAUGCCUGAGAACUGACAAUAACGCCGGGUCUUCGCCAUCUGAUCCUUAG
Molecule: messenger RNA, 1515 nt
Organism: Cantharellus anzutake
Lineage: Eukaryota; Fungi; Basidiomycota; Agaricomycetes; Cantharellales; Hydnaceae
Exons: 4
Coding region: 1-1515 (504 amino acids)
Biological process (GO): canonical NF-kappaB signal transduction
Source: RefSeq, a predicted model, not a curated record